Nasonia vitripennis (jewel wasp) is the source of this 9082-nucleotide messenger RNA. Its product is annotated as atrial natriuretic peptide receptor 1. Gene Ontology annotation, molecular function: ATP binding; protein kinase activity; guanylate cyclase activity. NCBI's taxonomy places the organism in Eukaryota, Metazoa, Arthropoda, Insecta, Hymenoptera, Pteromalidae. Gene Ontology annotation, cellular component: membrane. The record is from RefSeq and is a predicted model, not a curated record. Gene Ontology annotation, biological process: receptor guanylyl cyclase signaling pathway; cGMP biosynthetic process; intracellular signal transduction. The coding region runs from base 2590 to 6165 and encodes 1191 amino acids. The transcript is spliced from 27 exons.
UCACCCGACCGUCGCCGGUCGCGAUACACAAGUCAGUUACGCGAUUUCAGAAAAGGCGCUGAAAUGCAAAUAGAAAGGGCGUUAUAUACAUGCAGUAAAUACACCGACUUUUACGAGUUCAGACGCGCGUCUAUAAGGAGUUCGAUUGCAACCGUCAGAUCCUGAUGCAGGAAGAUUUUGAUUUUGAUCAACAACAAAUAAAUGAAUUAUCAACUGUUAUUUCGAUGGCUUUGAAGUGAAUAACACAAUUCAAGGACGGAAUCCUUCAUAUAUUCGAUUCGCGAGAAAUUUCAGCAAACGGCUAACAAUAUGAGUUACACGGAUGGUUAUACGUAUGAACCCCAGCGAAUUCGGCAUCCAAACAUCAGUGUUAUCGAUAUAGCCAGCGAGAUGUAUCCGAUGCCACAAGCAUAUCGUGCACUUGAAUAUACGAAUCCAACGAGGCUAUUCCUAUGCAUUACUGACGUCAGGGACGCGCCAGGCCGAGAUGCGAGCGACAAUGAGAAAAAACGACGUUUCCUGGAACUGCAGAAAGCGGAUCUUCCUGCAGCAGCAGCAAUAUUCAAUCCGCACGACCGGCCGCAUCAAGAUCAAAAAGAAUAAAUCGGGAUUUAUCACCGGAGCCCGCAGAUUUAUCUGCGUUUAUGUAUCCGGAUAUGAGUGGCUCUUCUCUUAAAAGCACGCCUGCGGGGCUAUUUUCGCGGCGUUUAUUUGGCUAGAGCGCGAGUGCAUGCAGCAACCGCGGAAGCUCUGAUAUUCAGCUCUAAAGGUACAGCUUGUGAUUCAACGGAUAUUAUAAUGAAGAUCUCCCGCAUAUACGCAUACUCGACGGAACAGACAUCGGCUUCGUUGUACAAGGAACGGCUCUUCAUUUAAUCAGCAGCGUCUCCGCCCACGAAUAAUAAUCCACCGAGAGCCGCGCAUCCGCCGCUAAAAUGACCUCCAAGGGGUGUCGUAUAGCCGCCUAUACUUGUUGCGCGCGCUUUCUCUCUAUAUACUCUAUAUCUGCGAUCCUCACAGCGGAGAGGGAGCUUCGAUUCGAAUCAGUCGAAGCUUUGCCGGCACGACGGCAAGGGUUUUUUUUUCAUUCCGAUAAGAGAGCUGACUCUGCUUUGUGAUUUUCUGUAAUUGCAGUUUUCUUAUCGGUUCGUGUAUAGGUUAGAUUUGGGGAGAAGGACGUUGUUGUAAAUCAGUGCGUUAUUACGUCGUCGAGUAUCGAUUACAAUUUUACGAGCUACUCGUGAUAAAAGUAGAGAGAAACUGAAUGGAAUUAAUUGGUAAUAUAGUUAUUUAUAGCUAUCGAUCGCUAAUCUUUGUCUAAAUAUAGCCGCGGUCAUAAAAGAUUUCGAACUUUCUCGUCCACAAAUCGACUCUCUGAAAAGAUUUAUAACCCGAGCUUUACAUGCAUACCUGUUUCCGUCAGGAGCAACAGGUCGUCGUCGUUCCAACUCCGGUCUCCUGGUUUUAUUAAUAAUAUAUAAAAACAGCAUCGACGGCCACGAAGAAUUCACGCGCGAGAUAGCGCCUAUCAAUAGGUCGCCGAUAGAGAAUCGCCGAUAAAAGGCUUACGAUACAGCGUGACGGCAGACGGCCAGGUGACGAGCAGAUCCGUCCGGUCCGGUAAUUCGUACGGACGCGCAGGUGUCGCGGUGUGCGAGCUUCCGUCUCUCGCUCGUGUUUGCGUAGAAAGCUCGAUAGCGCCGUUUAAUUUUUCCGUUCGACUCUCUACUACAAGUUUAAACUUAAUUCUCGCGGGAGUGUGCAGCUGGUGAUUUAUCAAAGUGCGAAGAAUGUAGUUUCGCCGGUUAAAAUGACGAGUCUUAUCUGCAUUGUUUUUCUCGCUGAAGCACUCGGCGGAUGAUAUACCCACACAUUUAGCGCGAAUUUUCUAGAAAAAAAACGAGCUGCCGUGGAAAAAUUUAGUUUUCGCGGAAGGUAUUGUCUGCGACGUGAGCUGCGAGUUUGUGCACAGUGCGAUAGCUACAAUGACAAAGCUCCGUGGCGCGAAAAUGGGAGUGUGUAAUAAAAGUGAUCUGUGCUGCUGUCGUGAAUCAAUAUGUGAUCAAUAGUUGAGAAAUGACUUUGUUCAGUGUUGCAAUUUUCGAUUGGACUUGAGUGCACUCGCCUGGACUUGUGAUUAAUGUAUAGGAUUCUCAAUCGAUCGGAGAUAAUACGAUGGCCGAUCGGACAUACCGAAGCUAGUCAAAUUCCUUUCAAAAUAGAAUAUUACGUAAUCGAUAUUAUAUAGUAAUUGUAUAGUGUGUAAAUAUUUAUUCGUGUAUAAUCGUCGUUAAAAUACUCCGUAUACGAAGCGAUAAGUCAAGCCCUGCAAUUUUCGCAUAACUGUAACAAUAUCUCAUCGGGAAGCACAGAUAGCGAGCCCUGAAAAAUUCUCCGACUGCGCGUGUCUCAAGUCGAAAUCUGUGGAAAAGUACGGGAAACAACAAGCCUUUUUUCCAUUGGGAAUGAAGAGUCUCAAGUGCUGCUGUCACUGAAGCCGCACAUCACAAGUCUGCCUUCCAACCCUUGUGGAAAAUUAAAGGACUCGUGAUGACGAAGCCAACGGCGGAUCGAUGAGCAAUCGAGGAUAUGGCUUCCGGCAGACACGUAACGCUGCUUCUCCUGAUGCUGGGCUAUGCUGGAUGGGCUAGCGGAGGUUGCAGGGAGGCCCAACUGCCGAGGGAUUGCGAGGCCCUCUGCAGUUUCGAUCAACACGGACAGGUGACCUCCUGUGAGCUCAGAGCUGCGGUUCUGCUCGUUAACAACUCCAAGUACGAGAUCUCUCUGAUGAAGGUCAUGCCGGUCCUGGAUCUGGCAGUGGCAAAGGCUCGUUCGUUGGGACUGCUGCCCUACUGGCUGAAGCUGACCUUUUUCCCUCAGGAUGACGGCUGCGACGCGACCUACGCUCAGAUAGGCGCCAUCGACAGCUACUCCAGCUGCGUCCACGUGUUCUUCGGGCCCGCCUGCGACUAUUGCGUAGCGAGCGUCGGCAGGAUAACAAAGUUCCUGAAUGCGCCUCUGAUCACGACGGGAGGCUUCACCUACGACUUUACGGAGAAGAAGGUUACUUGCGCAGACGAGUAUUUCAUGACCGUCAGGAUGGGCGCGCUGUCGUUUCGCGACAUCGCCUUCGUUUUCAUCGACCAAAUGAAACGAAAUCGCUGGAAGAAGAUGCAUCUGUUGUACGAUACGAACGGGCAGAACGUUGUCGCGGGGAGGCACACGUGCCAGUUGAUGAUGAAAUCGAUGGUACAGUUUGUGAAGAAGGAGGAGAUCGAUUACGGGACGUUCGACGUGGACUCCGUGCACGUCAAGGACUAUCCAGAAGUGCUGAGGGAUCACAUCGGCAACGUGUACAGCGUCGUGGUGAUGUGCGCCAACGCGACGACGAUCCGAGAGAUCCUACUGGCAGCCGAGGAACUUGGUAUGGUGGAUUCCGGGGAGUACGUCUUCUUCUCCAUCGAGCUGACGAGUAGCGACAACAGCACCAAGGAGCCGUGGCGAGUGGUGGGCGACACGCCGGAGCGCAACGAGAAAGCGCGAAAGGCGUACCAGGCGCUGCUGACGGUGACGACGAGGACCCCGGACAACGUAGAGUACCUAAAUUUCUCGCGCGAGGUCAAGUCACUCGCCCAGAGCCGCUACAACUUCACCUUCGGCAACAGCUCGGUCUCCACCUUCGUUACCGCCUUCUACGACGCGGUGCUGCUCUACGCCCUGGCGCUCAAGGAGAGCCUGCCUGACAAACCUGGCGAGGUUAACCUCGAUGGCGGAAACCUCACCAGACGCAUGUGGGGCAGGAGCUUCAAGGGUAUAACGGGGUACGUCCACAUCGACGAGAACGGCGAUCGCAUAGCCGACUAUUCCCUCCUCGACAUGAAUCCCGAAACUUCCAAGUUCGAGAUAGUGGCCAACUACUACGGGGCGAACAAAACCUUGGAGUACAUACCGGGCAAAAGGAUACACUGGUCGGGUGACCGGCUCGAGCCACCGCCCGAUACGCCCACCUGCGGCUAUGACGGAUCCCUCUGUCCCGAUAACUCUCUGCCCGGUUACGCCAUACUCUCGAUCGUACUCAGCUCGAUCGUUGUAUUUCUCGUGGUGGGCUCGGUCUUCAUUUACAGGCACUUCAAACUCGAGGCCGAAAUUGCCUCGAUGACGUGGAAGGUGCACUGGGAAGACGUUAUUGUGAUGCCGAGCGAGAAGUUCAAAGCCGGAUCCCUGUACUCCCUGGCGCCAAACAAGCAACGUGGCAGUCAGCUGAGCAUAUAUUCCGAGGACAACAUGAGCCUGCCCGGCGGAAUGGACAGGCGCUCCUUCGUCCCCACUGGAAUUUACAAGACUUCGAAAAUAGCCAUCAGGCCGAUACCAAGGAACAAGGUGGAGAUCUCGCGUCCGCUGCUGUUGGAGCUGAAAAGGAUGAAGGAUCUCCAGCACGAUCACUUGGUGAGAUUUUACGGGGCCUGCGUCGAUCCGCCCCACUGCUGCCUACUCACCGAGUACUGUCCGAGAGGUUCACUUCAGGACAUCCUGGAGAACGAGCAGAUGAAGCUGGACAAGGUGUUCCGGGGCUCUCUGAUCCACGACAUCGUCCGGGGCAUGGGCUACCUGCACGCCUCGGACAUACGCAGCCACGGGAACCUCAAGUCGACCAACUGCCUCGUGGACUCGAGGUUCGUCCUGAAGAUCGCGGAUUUUGGACUGCACGAGCUAAGAAAGCCACAUCCGCUGGACCCCGACGAGGACCGUAACAGCUACGCCUAUUGGAGAAAACAGCUGUGGACGGCACCGGAGCUGCUGAGGAUGGGGCGCAGGCCGGCCGAGGGUACGCAGAAGGGCGACGUCUACAGCUUCGCCAUCAUCGUGCACGAGAUCGAGAUGCGCCAGGGGCCCUUCUACUUGGGAAACGCGAGCAAUCUAUCUCCCAGGGAGAUCAUAGAGGGAGUUCGAAGAGGCGGCGGAUCCCCCUUAAGGCCUUUUCUAGAUGAAACUUCUGUCGACGAAGAAGUUGCAUCGUUAAUGGACCGAUGUUGGGCCGAGGAUCCUGCCGGUCGACCAGAUUUUGCCGGGCUCAAAGAGAUCGUUCGCAAAAUCAACAAGGACAGCCGCAUCAACAACCUGCUGGACAAUCUGCUGUCGCGUAUGGAGCACUACGCGGACAACUUGGAGAACCUCGUGGCCGAGCGCACGGCUGACUAUCUCGAGGAGAAGCGAAAGUGCGAGGAGCUGCUCUAUCAAUUGUUGCCAAAGUCUGUGGCAUCGCAGCUGAUCCUGGGCAGGAGCGUAAUCGCCGAGACGUACGAUCAGGUGACGAUUUAUUUCAGCGACAUCGUCGGCUUUACGAGCCUCUCCGCCGAGAGCACACCCCUCCAGGUCGUCGAUCUGCUCAACGAUCUCUACACGUGCUUCGACUCGAUCAUUGAAAACUUCGACGUUUACAAGGUGGAAACAAUCGGCGACGCUUACAUGGUGGUUUCGGGUCUGCCGGUGAGGAACGGCAUGAACCACGCGAGGGAGAUAGCCAGGAUGAGCCUGGCCCUGAGGGACACGGUCAUGACGUUCAGUAUUCGCCACAGGCCUAACGAGCAGCUCAAGCUUCGAAUUGGCAUGCACAGUGGUCCCUGCGUCGCGGGUGUAGUUGGCCUGAAGAUGCCGAGGUACUGCCUGUUCGGCGACACGGUAAACACGGCUUCGAGGAUGGAGAGCAACGGCGAAGCUUUGAAGAUACACGUGAGCCCGAAAACGAAGGAGAUCCUGGACACCUUCGGGACAUUCGAUCUGCUCUGUCGGGGGGAGGUGACGCUCAAGGGCAAAGGCAAGAUGACGACGUACUGGCUGAUAGGCGAGAAGCCUCUGCCUCAGUUAGAGAACAACAACGUCCAACAGGUUCGCACGACCGUGAUGAGCAACAACCAAAUCCCGGCUAUCUCGACGCCGCGACACUCCAUCUACGGCCAACAGCAGCAAUCGGCUCAGACUCAGACGAGCCUCGUGACCGGCAACGGCGCACCACCGGCUCUCUCGCCGUCUCAUCACCGCAGCAACAACACCGGCAGCAACUCUACUCAACAGCAACAGCAGGUGAACAGCGAGAGUCUGCCCAACCACAACGUGGAGAGUGGCGCGAAUGCGCCUCUCCUGCUGCCCGUAGGUUCCGUACCCUGAGGCGAGUCGUCUAGCUGGAGAUCGGUUUCCACGAGCAAUUCCGCCGAGAGAUGAGCUGAUUGAUCGCGGCUCCUCGGUUUCGUAUACUGCUGCUGCUGACGCGCAUUUUGACAAGUUUGUUCUUCUAAUCUGUCUCGUAUAGGCCGGACCGCGUCGUCGUCCUCGUCGUCUUCGAUGUGUGUGAGUGUGAGUGUUGUUGGCUGCAUAAAGAUGACUGAUGUGUUGUGAGAUGACUGAGCGGCUGGAAAGGAUUGGGCAAUGCCAGGAAUUCACGAGGUGCUGUGCGUAUACGUGACUAUUUCGUACUUGCUUUAAUUUAUUUGAAAGAUAAUCCAUAGCUUAUAAUAUUUAUUGAAACGAUAUCGCACGAGUGUAUUAUCUAUUACUUAUAUGCAUUUUGUUGAAUUAGGAAUUGACAUUGCAUUUAGCUCGCCGUAGAUCGUAUCGCUCGAUAGUUAUGCAGUGACAGAUAAAAUUUCGAGCAUCGGCAGAUCAUUGACUUUACCAGACGAUUUUUUACUCGAGCGCGCGUUUAAUCGCACGCGUACAUUAUACAUGCGCAAAGUAUAAAAAUAGGAGGGAGCGGGGAAUUUACGAGGAGUCGCUGCAUAUAAUAUACGAGCCAUACUGUCGCGGUGUAAAGUUUUUAAGUAGUUCGCGCGCUGAAACUCUCAAGUGAAACUUUAAUAUUAUACUGUAUUUGUUGAGAUAUUAGAGCGUUGUAUUAUUCGAGUUGACUGUCGUCUCGCGCGGAAAGCUCAAUGCGCGAGGGGCAGAGGUUUGAGGUUUCGAUAAGCAAUAAUUGAAAAAGAAGAUAUUAAUUAUGUAUAAUGUUCACGCUGAAUACUCGAGUCUUUUUCUUGGCAUUGCAAAGUCUUUUCCACAGCAGCUACUCAAUAUUAUACGAAAUCCAAUUUCGAUGUUUUUGCAUGCAAAUUUUUCAGAGCCAAAACGGAAGUGAUAAGAAUUAACUAAAUGGAAUAAUCAUACAUGUAUUAUUGAGGUAAAUAUCAUCAUUUUAAACUAUGAAGCGGUGAUAAUUGUCGACGUCAGUUAGUCGACGAAGAGUUUUAACGAACGAAUACCAGUUGACACUGAUUAUUACCGAUUUGUUAUAUUGUUCUGAAGAAUAUCGAUUGUUAAUAUAUAGCAUUCUUUUCAAGCAAGGAGACCUAUGAAGAGUAAAUUGAAUUUAAAUAUUAUAUAAUGCAAGCUGUAUGGGAAUGAAAUCAAAAGCACCAUCCGUUUAAGUGGACCACGAUGAUAUGAUGUCUAUAAUGAAUUCUCAAUUUGUGAUUAAAGAGCCGUUUAUCAUCGGACGACGAAUCAAUCGAGCGGUAGUACAAAAUCUGAAAGUCUAUGAACACAAUGUUUAGGGCAGAGUUUAAAGAGAGUGUAGAAGUCGCUCGCACAACUUUUCUUUCGCCAUCGCUCGACUCUGAAAAAACGAAGGGGCGGUGAUUAUCGCGGGAAGGAGUCAAAGAAACGUCGAGCAGAAGUCACCGGGCUCUUGCACCUUUUAUUCUUCAUAACUUUGAAAAAUAAAACGGCUAAAGCGAAAUAUGACGCAUCGCUACAGGGCUUUGCAGCUGCAAAAUAGUAGUAAUAAAACGUCGGAUCGCGCAACUUUUACCUCGAAACUCAGCGCAGAGAGAACGACGCAGAAAAGGAAGAGACUCACAAGCGCGCGCUGGCACAGUAUUAAAGUAGAAAAAUUCAACUUUCUUUCGGAUGUUUAGACGCGAGAGCGUGCGCACGUGCGGUGCUUCCUUUUUUUUGUAUAUCAGCUUCUUUACCCGCAGUAGCAUCAGAGAGCUCGACUUUUACCGUUACACAUAGCCGCGUUGGCGUAAUUUUUCAAACCGUUAUGCUAUACUCGAACGAUAGUAUUAUUACGCGACGUUAUACAGAGCCGAUAUAGUUCGCUCGGCUAUAACUAUACCGAUCCCGUUUUCUUAUCGCCGCGCUUGUUCUUCUUCUGUCAUUCGCGAUAUCGCGAGAGUUCGUUUUCAGCCUAGAUUGGGUGAUCGCACACCGAGCGAUUUUUUCGAUAUUCUGUGUUUCGUGCUCGAAUGGGUGCUGCGGAGUCGCAUAAAAUGUAAAAAGGUAUCGGAUCCGUUGCGUGUGUUAUUCUCGAUUUCCGUAUUCGAAGAUUCGAUUCCGUAUUCGCGUUAUGUAGAGCUAAGAUUUUACCUAUCUCGUAACGAAGAAUCACAUACAACGUAAAAACACAUACGACUCGUUGGCUGCGCGGUAUGAUGAGAAGGAAGAGAUAAAAUUUAUAGAAUCGAUGUAUAGACUAUUGCUAUAGAUAAGAAAUAUUAAGACGCGGAGGCUGGGCCUUCAUCGCGGAGUAUAUAAUUAAGUAAUCCUGUCCUUUCCUUAAUUCUCGGCGUUAUUUCCUUUCAUUUUUUUCAUUUCUUCUACUCGAGAUACAACAAGAACAGAAAUAAAAAUAAUGCCAGUACUAUAAUAAACGCAUAGUGUGUGACGAAUGCGAAAGUGAUAAAAUAUCGUUGUACGAAGGAAUGCGAGUGUGACGUAUGUUGCGCGAAUGAUACUUACAUGCGAGUGAGUUAUUACGCGAUCGACGAGCACACGUGAGAGAGUAUAUAGCGCAACGAUUGACCUGAGAGAUAUGUUAUACAUACAUAAUACGUAGCUUCGCGACGAAAAAAAACUCUUUGUCUGUAUAGAGUUGCAAGCGAAGAACAAAAAAUACUGGAUGAUGAUAAAGAAGAAAGCUCUAAGUAUAUAAGGUUUAAGUGUAAUUAUUGUCGUAUACGUGCGGGCGUUCGAGCGUAUGAAAAUGCGCGGUGAGAUAUAAAAAUGCUCUCAAAUGACGGAGAAUCGAGGAGGAAUGGGAGAAAAGAGGUGUAAGCCUAUCGAUAUUACGGAAAUAAAGUUCCAUCGUUUU